AUGGCGAGCAAGCUUUUCGCGUUAGCUUGCAUUCGGAAUGAGAGCUGUCGAGAUUUGUCGCCGGCGCCGCAUUAUCCUUCGAUGCCCAAGUACCCCAAGGGCGUUCCUGUUCAGGAGAACAUGGAAGGAUCAGAGGCGAAGGCUUUGUUCUCGGUAUUGGGAAUGACUUGCUCCGCUUGCGCUGGUUCUGUCGAGAAAGCCAUCAAACGGCUUCCUGGUAUUCGAGAUGCUGCGGUUGAUGUUCUCAACAACAAAGCCCAGGUUCUCUUUUUCCCGAAUUUCGUUAAUGAGGAGACAAUUCGAGAGGCCAUUGAAGAUGCUGGAUUUGAAGCUGCAUUAAUUAAGGAUGAUGUAGAUAACAAAUCUGUGCAAACAUGCCGAUUUCACAUAAAAGGAAUGACUUGCACCUCUUGCUCAAGAGCUGUUGAAUCUGCUUUGCAAGGUAUUAAUGGUGUACAAAAUGCUCAAGUUGCACUAGCAACUGAAGAAGCAGAAAUACGUUAUGAUUCAAAGAUAGUCAGCCACAACCAGUUACUGGAAGCAAUUGAGGAUGCUGGUUUUGAAGCUAUACUUAUUAGCACCGGGGAAGACAAGAGCAAGAUACAGCUCAAAGUAGAUGGAGUCCGCACUAAUUAUUCAAUGAGGAUAAUUGAAGAAUCUCUCCAGGCCCUCCCAGGAGUUCAAGAUAUAGAAUAUGAUCCCUUGCUGAAUAAAGUGUCUCUUUCUUACAAGCCAGAUGAAACGGGUCCUAGAAACUUCAUCCAAGUGAUAGAGUCAACUGGAUCAGGGCGCUUCAAGGCCAUGAUCUUCCCUGAAGAAGGGCAACAUGGAUCUCACAGACAGGAGGAAAUUAAGCAGUACUAUAAAUCCUUUCUUUGGAGUUUAAUUUUUACCAUCCCAGUUUUCCUUACUUCCAUGGUGUUCAUGUAUAUCCCUGGUAUUAAACAGGGAUUAGAUUCUAAAGUAGUCAAAAUGUUGACUAAAGGGGAGCUUUUGAGAUGGGUAUUAUCCACCCCAGUACAAUUCAUCAUCGGCCGAAGAUUUUAUAUCGGGUCCUAUAAGGCAUUGAGAAAUGGCUCUGCAAACAUGGAUGUCUUGAUUGCUUUGGGAACAAAUGCAGCAUACUUUUAUUCUGUCUACACAGUAUUGAGAGCUGCAACAUCAAUGGAUUUCAAUGGUGUGGAUUUCUUCGAGACCAGCUCGAUGCUCAUCUCAUUUAUUUUGCUUGGAAAAUAUUUGGAGGUCUUGGCCAAGGGGAAGACAUCUGAGGCUAUUGCCAAGCUUAUGAACUUGGCACCUGAGACGGCAACACUGUUAACUAUUGAUGGCCAUGGAAAUGUGGUAAGUGAGAAAGAAAUUGAUAGUCGGUUGAUACAAAAGAAUGACAUAAUUAAGAUAAUUCCUGGUGCAAAAGUUGCUUCUGAUGGUUUUGUCAUAUGGGGUCAAAGCCAUGUCAAUGAGAGCAUGAUAACAGGAGAAGCCCGCCCAGUGGCAAAGAGGAAGGGUGAUGCAGUGAUUGGAGGAACUGUUAAUGAAAAUGGGGUAUUACAUAUUCAGGUAACACGAGUUGGGUCUGAGAGUGCUCUUUCACAGAUUGUUCGCCUUGUUGAAUCAGCACAAAUGGCCAAAGCUCCUGUGCAGAAGUUUGCUGAUCGUAUCUCAAAAUACUUUGUUCCCUUGGUUAUUGUUCUUGCAUUUGGAACUUGGCUUGCCUGGUUUUUAGCUGGAAAAUUCAAUGCCUAUCCAAAGUCUUGGAUACCAUCUUCAAUGGACAGCUUUGAGCUUGCUUUUCAAUUUGGCAUCUCUGUUAUGGUCAUAGCUUGCCCAUGUGCUCUAGGUCUGGCAACUCCAACAGCGGUGAUGGUUGGUACUGGGGUCGGUGCUUCCCAAGGUGUACUAAUCAAAGGAGGGCAAGCAUUGGAAAAUGCACAUAAGGUGGAUUGCAUCGUCUUUGACAAGACUGGGACACUGACCAUUGGAAAGCCAGUAGUUGUAAGCACAAGGCUCUUGAAAAACAUGGUACUUCGUGAGUUCUAUGAAUUGGUUGCUGCAACUGAGGUAAACAGUGAACAUCCACUAGCAAAGGCCAUUGUUGAGUAUGCCAAGAAAUUUGGAGAAGAUGAAGAGAACCAUGUCUGGCCAGAAGCAGAGGAUUUUGUCUCCAUCACAGGCCAUGGUGUGAAGGCAACUGUCCAAAGCAAGGAAAUAAUAGUGGGGAACAAGAGCCUGAUGUUGGAAUCUCACAUAUUUGUCCCAGUUGAUGCUGAAGAAGUCCUAGUAGAAAUGGAAGAGAUGGCACAAACUGGAAUCUUAGUAUCCAUAAAUAGGGAGGUUGUGGGACUGAUAGCCAUAUCUGAUCCACUGAAACCAGGUGCUCGGGAUGCCAUAUCUAUUCUCAAGUCCAUGAAUGUCAGGAGCAUUAUGGUGACAGGUGACAAUUGGGGCACUGCAAAUUCCAUUGCCAAAGAGGUUGGAAUUGAAACUGUUAUUGCAGAAGCCAAACCUGAACAGAAAGCAGAAAAAGUGAAGGAGUUACAGAGUAUGGGAUUAACAGUGGCUAUGGUUGGAGAUGGCAUAAAUGACUCACCGGCACUAGUGGCUGCUGAUGUGGGAAUGGCAAUUGGUGCUGGCACAGACAUUGCCAUUGAAGCUGCUGACAUUGUUCUCAUGAAGAGCAACUUGGAGGAUGUGAUAACUGCCAUUGAUCUCUCCAGAAAAACAUUCUCUCGCAUUCGGCUGAACUACAUAUGGGCAUUAGGUUAUAAUCUACUUGGCAUCCCAAUUGCUGCUGGUGCCCUUUUCCCUUCUACCGGAUUUCGGCUACCACCAUGGAUUGCUGGGGCUGCAAUGGCAGCCUCCUCAGUUAGUGUUGUAUGCUGCUCUCUUUUGUUAAAGAACUAUAGAAGACCCAAGAAACUGGACACCCUUGAGAUAAGUGGUAUCCAGGUGGAGUGACUGAUCACAACAGAGUUGAUUCAAUCUUAUACAUACAUCGAUAUACUAGCAUAGCUUGCUGCUGUUAUGUUCUUUUAUUUUUCUUAUUUUACUAAAUUUGUGAAUUUACAAGGUUGAGUCAUAAGAAACAAAGGUUUUACUCUUGGUUGUCUCUCCAAAUUGUGAUAAUAAUUUGGUACAUUGCAAAAAAAAAAAAGGUUCACCUUCUUCCUUUU
Nelumbo nucifera (sacred lotus) is the source of this 3170-nucleotide messenger RNA. It is a transcript of the gene HMA5, whose product is annotated as heavy metal atpase 5. Gene Ontology annotation, biological process: monoatomic cation transport. Gene Ontology annotation, cellular component: membrane. Gene Ontology annotation, molecular function: ATP binding; ATPase-coupled monoatomic cation transmembrane transporter activity; ATP hydrolysis activity. The record is from RefSeq and is a predicted model, not a curated record. Lineage: Eukaryota; Viridiplantae; Streptophyta; Magnoliopsida; Proteales; Nelumbonaceae.